Messenger RNA from Orcinus orca (killer whale), 821 nucleotides. It is a transcript of the gene CRYGS, whose product is annotated as crystallin gamma S. The record is from RefSeq and is a predicted model, not a curated record. Lineage: Eukaryota; Metazoa; Chordata; Mammalia; Artiodactyla; Delphinidae. Gene Ontology annotation, biological process: lens development in camera-type eye; visual perception. Bases 106 to 726 code for a protein of 206 amino acids. The transcript is spliced from 5 exons. Gene Ontology annotation, molecular function: structural constituent of eye lens.
AUCGUCAGCAGCUGGACAGUCUUGUGCCCCCUGCAGCAGGCUCCAAACAAGCAGCAGGAUAAGACUUCCUCAUCAAAACACUGGGCCCUGGAAGCAGGAGGAUGAAUGCAAGAUGGUGCACGUGUUGAAACUAAACUGGAAAGCUAUUCCUGGAUUUCAGCACUGGGGAAACCAAUCUAUGCACCAAAAAUGUCUAAAGCUGGAACCAAGAUUACUUUCUUUGAAGACAAAAACUUUCAAGGCCGCCACUAUGACAGCGAUUGCGACUGUGCAGAUUUCCACAUGUACUUGAGUCGCUGCAACUCCAUUAGAGUGGAAGGAGGCACCUGGGCUGUGUACGAAAGGCCCAACUUUGCUGGGUACAUGUACAUCCUACCCCGGGGCGACUACUCUGAGUACCAGCACUGGAUGGGCCUCAAUGACCGUCUCAGCUCCUGCAGGGCUGUCCACCUGUCUAGUGGAGGCCAGUAUAAGAUUCAGAUCUUUGAGAAAGGGGAUUUUAAUGGUCAGAUGUAUGAAACCACUGAAGACUGCCCUUCCAUCAUGGAGCAGUUUCACAUGCGAGAGGUCCACUCCUGUAAGGUGCUGGAGGGCGCGUGGAUCUUCUACGAGCUGCCCAACUACCGUGGCAGGCAGUACCUCCUGGACAAGAAGGAGUACCGGAAGCCCAUCGACUGGGGCGCAGCUUCCCCAGCUGUCCAGUCUUUCCGCCGCAUUGUGGAGUGAUGAUACGGAUGCAGCCAUAAGCUUCUUCCUGGGGCCAAAUGCUGGCUGGCCUUGUCGUCCAAAUAAGCAUCAUAAAUAAAAACAAUUGGCAUGCA